This is a messenger RNA of Vitrella brassicaformis, 390 nucleotides long. NCBI's taxonomy places the organism in Eukaryota, Vitrellaceae. The record is from the annotation of a GenBank genome assembly.
GCGACCUCAAGUAGGGCGGCACUUCCUACGGCUGCAGCAUGUGGUUCUUCGCACUCGACGGCGUGUUCUCCCUGCCCGUCCGCAUCGACAUCCCCCCGUGCGACCAGCAGAUGGCGGCGGCGGCCAGGGGCGGGACAGUGAGAGGGUACGCUCGACCCAUGCCAUGAAAGACAGACAGAAAGAUGCGUCCCUCUCCCACUGUGUGCCCUUUUUUUGCCUUUCCCUUGCAGGUGUGCGCGUCUGUCGUUUGGGAGUGGGUACCUCUACUUGGGGCAUGGUGGCAUGAAUGGUGCGGCGGCCGACCUGUCGUACUGCCUGCAGUCGAUGUUCCCCGCCCUGCCUGUCGGCCUCUUCACGCUCGACGAGCUGGAGGUGCUGCACAUCGAGUAG